Salmo salar (Atlantic salmon) is the source of this 3959-nucleotide messenger RNA. The record is from RefSeq and is a predicted model, not a curated record. NCBI's taxonomy places the organism in Eukaryota, Metazoa, Chordata, Actinopteri, Salmoniformes, Salmonidae.
UCUUGUUUACAGUUGCUGGGGAAACGUCUAACACCCGCCCCGGGGAGGUUCACAUUCAGCUACCACUGCGCCUAAAGAUCAGUGGCAUUGACAUUUUGUAGUAACUGAGGAAAAACAAUAACUUGUCAUACGAAAAGAUGGCAGACCCAGCAACAGACAAAGUGCUUAUAACAGAGACUGCUGAACUGUCUUCAUGUUCUGUGCCAUCCUACUUGGACCCCUAUGAGCGCUCUGUAAAAUACAUGGAAAGUCAUCAAAUUCUUCAGAUCUUUCAGGAGAUUGCUGAGAACCUGGUUUUUGACAGGCCAGACGAUCCUCUUCAGUUCAUGUUAGAACAGGUACAAUUGAAGAUUCGAAACAGAGAAGAAUCCAACAGCAAAGCAGAGAAAAUAGAGUAGGCUAGCAGCCUGUUCUACCAUGCACUGCAGAAGACAACUGCAUCAUUCAGUCAUGAGUAAAACGUAAUUCAUUGCUCACAGUGUCGUCUGUAUAUCUCCGGGGGGACUCCAAAUCACCAGCUAGCAUAGGCCAUUCACAGGAAUACACAUAGGCUAUGUUACACUAUAAACUGCCUCAGCAAUUUAUAGACCAAGUCUUGAUUGUGAAGUAGGCUAGCUAUUUUAUAGUCCAAAUUACAAUUUAGCAAGACCAGACAUACAAACAACCUUGUGAUACAAUUUUGAUAUCUCAAUUGCAGAAUAACUUCAAUGCAACAGAAGUAUACAAAACAAAUAUUUCUUUUUUAUUUUGUAUCCCAGGCAGACUGUUCAAUGCUCAGCCAGUCACCAAAUAGGCUAUUCAGAUGAGCCACUAUAAUGAAGCAAUCUGGGUUUAGACGUUUUCAAGACAUUAAGUCAAAGUUUCAUAAAUUGUAGGUUAAAGCUCAUUAAAAAGCAUUAACGACAUGAAUCAAAUCAAAAUGAUUGAUUCUCUAAAUUUUUUUGAAGGAUUUUUUUUCUCUGGCUAUCUCUAUAAUGUAAUGCUAUCAUCUGGGCACCUGGCCUUUUCCCGCCCUCCCUUCUAGCCUAUUUAAUCUCAGAAAAUAACCUAUAUGCUUAAUAUAAUUUUUCCCACUUUCUUCCUCCACUUUUUCAUUUUAGAAAAACAUACUGUACUCUGCCUGUGAAGGAAUGGCCACUACAGGCCCUUGUGCUAUCUGUCUGCCACAGCUACACAUCGACCUUGAAACUCCUGAUGCGUUUCAUUUCAUUUGAGUAAGCCCCCGUGGCACCACAGCGUUGUAAAUAAUGAGACUCUGGGGAAACAAUAAUUCUUCAGAAUUUGAAUUCAAAGUAAUUCUUCAGAAUUUGAAUUCUAUCCUCUUUAAGCCCAUCACUGAUAAUAGAUAGGACCAUGGUAACUAGGUCUGUUAGCCACCAUAGCAAGAGGACUGAAGAAAGUGGCAUGUUAUGUCACCAUGGAGACAGACCGGUACCAUGUGUAGUUUACAUAGUGAUAGAUCAAGCGACGCACACUAUCUGAUCUAUGCUUUUCAUGUUUCAAGAUGAUUCUCCAAUCAUUGUAAAGACUGCAAGCCAUUGGCAGAUCGAGAAAACAGAAAAACAUAAUGCUAUGGUUAUAACGAGUGAUCAUCCAGUUAUGACAUACUGUAUGCAGUGGAUAAACUUUAAACCAAGAACAUGGUCAUAGUUUCCCAUUUGGAAUAGGCCUAGGCAUACUCAGUUGCCACUUGGCAGAACUGUUAUAAGUGAGCAGCCUACAUGAAAUCUAGCAACAAUGACAACACUUUUUGGACCAGUUUCCCAAUUUGGUGGUCCAUUAAGUUUUGGUUUUGCGGAAAUACAGUCAUUAAAGUUGAGAAUCAACUGUCUGUUCCAAGGUGUUAUCUUGGGUCACUUUUGUUUGUAAUGACUCAGGAUUGUCUUGCUUUUACAAUAAACAUUCAAAACUAACCAAACAGGUUUCACAAUCUCAUGUUACUUCAAUGAAAGACCAGUCGCGGGGAGCGUUCAUUCUUUAUUUGGUUGUGGAUGUCUCUCACAGGUCACUCUGUUUACCAAGAGAAGAAACAUGACACCUGAUUUGGACACCAAGGACCGCUGCUUUAGAGCCUUGAUUAUCUGGGGCAAUUUGGUUAUUGCAUGCUGCGGGAUUGCCUUGAUGGCCAUGUGUAUCUUCUUCAUAUCGGAUCGGGGCGGAUUGUAUGUUUUAGUGUAUGCCACAGGAAAUGACAGCAUCUGGAGGGGAGCCUGGAUAGGCCUUUUCACUGGGUUUGCCCUUUUCUGCACGUCGAUCUUGGGAAUGCACGCCAUAGUUGUGUCCAAAAGAAACAUCCUACUAGCUUACAUCCUCCUGAUGGUGAUCAUAUAUGCAUUUGAGGUGGCAUCAGCUAUUACUGCUGCAACACAUAAAGACUGGUUUGUCCCCGACCUCUUCCUGAAGCAAAUGCUACAGAACUACAACAAACCACUACCAGAUAAUCUGCCCAGCACCCAGGACCAGAUCUAUGUAAUCAACAGGGUAACAGAAACAUGGAACCGGUUCAUGACUGAGUCUAAGUGCUGUGGAGUGUACGGGCCAGAGGAUUGGGUGAAGUAUGAGUCCCACUUCAGGCAGCAGAACACAGAUGCUGAUUAUCCUUGGCCCAGACAAUGCUGUCAGCAGGACGCUAUGGGAGCCAUCAGCCAUUUAGAUGCCUGCAAAAUCGGGGUUAGCCCUUUCCUGCAUGCACAGGGUUGUUAUGAUUACAUUGCGGGUCCUUUGAUCAGACACGGCUUUGGAGUCUCAUGGUUUGGAUUCGCCAUAUUGUGUUGGACAUUCUUUGUGAUACUGGGAGUCAUUUUCCACUACACUCAGUUGGAUUUCUGAGGAUGACCAACAAAGAAAUCCUCAAAUAAACUUCAGUUCAGACCUACCAGUAAAGAAGUAAUGCAAAUAUAACACUUUUUUGUUCUGAUCAACAAAUGACCUUACAAUUCAUUACAUUUUAAUGUCUCUAAUCAAAAUUAAGAGAACCAAUAAAUGUACUAAAUAGAAUUUUAUUUUUCAAAUUACCUUUCUCAAAAAAGUUUGGAAAUUGUCCCAUACAAUAAUCUGUACUCUUCAUUUUUUGUUGCUAUACAUAAUACAUUCAAUUUUGCUCAAUACAAAAUUGUACAGGUUACAAGCGUAGUAUUAUGUCAACACAGCUGCAAACAACCAGAAUCCCUGUUCUGAUAUCUUUUUAAAUCUUCACAACAUUUAAUGCAUAGUGUUUGAGUCCUCUUUUUCACAAUCUACACCAUUAUAAGUGCCAGCACAUCCAUUUCCCUCAAUUCCUUUUGAUUAUAACUCAAAACAUUUCUCAGCAAAGCUUCGUUUUUAAGAUAAAAUUAUCACAUCAGACACUUUAGGUAUUUCUGUCAUCUGGCCUCCUCAUUCUAAAAGCACAUCGGACUUUACCAAAACAUUACUUUACAAACCAAUAAAGAGAACACACUCUGUCCAUCUUAAAAGUAACAACAAAAAAACAACUAAGAAUUGGUCAAGUGUGUUAAUGACUAUCUAUAGAUUAAUAGUUGGAUAAAUAAAUACUAUUAGUGUCCAUAAUACAAUUAAAACUAAAAGAGCAGUUUUCUGCAGUUCUCAUUACGUAGAAUGUUGAAAAAACACUACCCUGAUACUGUUAUGAUAAAAGUUGAUCACAGUGACAAUAGCUGGACGUCAGCGGGUUCAUACUAUAUGAAGUCAUUAUUCAGUUCGCAAACAUAUUUAAGACAUAAGGUAUAACUAAUAACAAAGUAGCUAGCUAGUACUGAAGGUACAACUGUCUUUGCCAAAAGGCAAUCUUGUGAUUGCUAAUGACGAGAUGUAAACAAAUAAACUACCGGUACAUGGCUUCUCUGAAAUACCAAUGGCAAUAUGGGUUGAUGUAACAUUUUCCUCUCUUUGGCUGUCUAUCCUUCAUAUGCACAUUACAAAAUAUGUCUAACAUUUGAAUAAAAACAAUAUAAUUUGAA